This is a messenger RNA of Engraulis encrasicolus (European anchovy), 1077 nucleotides long. Its product is annotated as BEN domain-containing protein 6-like. The transcript has 7 exons. The record is from RefSeq and is a predicted model, not a curated record. Gene Ontology annotation, molecular function: DNA binding; transcription corepressor activity. Bases 380 to 1003 code for a protein of 207 amino acids. Gene Ontology annotation, cellular component: nucleus. Gene Ontology annotation, biological process: positive regulation of neuron differentiation; negative regulation of Notch signaling pathway. Lineage: Eukaryota; Metazoa; Chordata; Actinopteri; Clupeiformes; Engraulidae.
CGACGCGUAGACAGCUGACCGACCAAGAGCCCAAAACAUUCAGGGUCAUUACGCCACACUACUUCUGUGUAACAAUGUAUUCUUUGUGUUUCUAGACAACAAACGUGAACUACUGGAGGAGGCGAAAGCCAUUUAUGGUGUGGAGAGCACUGAAUUAGGAAGAGGCAAGCGGCCCAAGCGGCCCAAUCCCAAAUUCCCAAGAGAGGAUAAGCUUGACCAAGGGAAGAAGGGGAAAGGGAAGGCGGGUUCUCUCUCCCUAUCGGAAAGAGGGAUAUUGGCCCAGCUGUCCUCCGAGUCAACUUAUGUCAACACAGAGAGUGACAGUGACUGUGACAGUGAUUUCGAGCCUCUGUCGAAAAAAACCAAGCUGGACCUGCAGAUGAAGCUGGAUGUGGCCAAAAAUGAAAUUCAUAGCCUGAAAAGGGAAAAUGCCAAGCUGAGAGAGGCAUUGUGCCUAAUAAAUGAACUUCCAAGUCUAAUUAAAGACAUUAAGGACAUGAAAGAGUACAACCGCCAAAUGCGAAUGAGAAAGUCUCAAAAUGAAACAUCACUGCCCCUGCCAGGGAGAGCAUCAACAACACUGCCCCCACCAGCAACAUCACUGCCCCCACCAGCAACAGCUGCAGGAACACCGCUGCCCCCACAAUCACCAUCACCACCACCACCACCACCACAACAACAACAGCCUUCAGCCGAGCCAGCCCAACAGGACAGGACAGACAUGGUGGAAAUUGACAAGGGGGUUUUCCUCUCAAAAUGGAUCGUACUCCGCUUGUCGAAGGACCCAAAAAAGAGGAUUUCUGAGCUGAUGAACUCACUCUUCACAAGGGAGGAAAUGGCUUCCUCCUCCAUCACAGGGAAGCAGACCAAUGCAUUUAGGGACCGCGAGGCAAAGGUCCAACUUGACCAAACCAAAGUGUCUGCAAUUUUAUCUUACAUCCAGAAAGACCAUGGAGGCAUGGAGGCGAAGGACAUUUUGAGUGUCAUGCGCGCCCAAACUUAACAACGAGGCCAAACUAUUAAAAAGAAAGAUUUAAUUUUAUUCAGUAAAGGGGCCAAAGGCUCAUUAAACUACAA